CUUCUCUCGCGUGUGUCUUACCUCACUCCUUCAGCGCAAAAAGGGUUUCUUUGGCUCUCUCUCUCUCUCUCUCUCUCUCUCUGCAACUUAAUCGAUCAUCCAUGGCCGACAUCACCGACUCCGGUUCCCGCCACCACCUCUCCGUCACCACUCCCGCCCAGAUCUCCAAAGCUGGACAAGGUUCUGAGAAUCCUAUUCCGCUUUCACCGCAAUGGCUUCUGCCAAAGGCGGGGGAGAGUAAGCCUGGAGCUUUUAAUGGGAUGCAGGAAAAACCUCUCAGCCCAAAUCCAUCAUUUGGCAAUCGCUCAGAUGCCUUGAAGUUGUCAGGAAAUGGUGAGGAUAUUCAUGAUACCCAGAAGAAAAAGGAUGUUUUUAGGCCAUCCUUGCUGGACAUGGAAACUGGUGGUCGUCAUGAACGCUGGCGGGAUGAAGAAAGGGACACCAAUUCUGCUGUGCGCAAGGAUCGGUGGAGGGAUGGGGACAAAGAGCUUAAUGACACUCGCAGGAUGGAUCGUCGGACAGAAAAUGCACCAGCAAAGCACUUUGGAGAGGCACGUCGUGCACCAUCAGAAAGGUGGACCGACUCAAGUAACAGGGAGUCCAAUUAUGAGCAACGGCGAGAGAGCAAAUGGAACUCCCGUUGGGGUCCUGAUAACAAGGAGGCAGAAGGUUUGCGUGACAAAUGGGCUGACUCAGGCCGAGAUGGCAGCAUGCAGGAUAAAGGCUUAUCUAAUGUUGGAAAUCACGGAAAGGAUGAGAAGGAUGGGGAUCACUAUCGGCCUUGGAGAUCAAACUCUUCCCAAAUCCGGGGAAGGGGGGAGCCUUCUCAUAACCAGACUCCGGCAGUCAACAAAUAUAUUCCUAGUAGGGGCCGUGGGGAAAAUACACCUCCAACCUUUUCUGUUGGCCGUGGAAGGGUUAGCCCUGGUGGAAGCUUUAUGAACAGUGUUUCUACAAUUUCUCAAUCUGUAGGAAUUUUGGACAAAGUUGAAAUUGAACAUGGAGAGCCUUACCCUUUUAGGUAUAGUAGGACAAAGCUGCUUGAUGUAUACAGGACGGCUGAUAUGAGAUCGUCUCGAAAAUUAGUUGAUGGGUUUAUAGAUGUGACUUCUCUUACUUUGGAGGAACCAUUGGAGCCUCUGGCUCUUUGUGCACCAAAUUCAGAGGAAAUGGCUCUUUUGAAGGGAAUUGACAAAGGAGAUAUAGUAAGUAGUGGUGCACCUCAAGUUUCCAAAGAUGGAAGGAACCCAGUAGAGUUUACACAAACAAGAAGAACAAAGCUUGGAAGUAGAGAAGACAUACCGCUGGCAAAUACCGAUUCUAAAGAUGAACACAUUGUUAGUUCAAAAGGUGGUUUUUCGAAUUAUUUAGAGAGCUCUCCUCAUGAACAGCAAUUACUUCAUCAUGGGUCGAGCCUAAAAGCCGAAGCAACGCUGGAUCAGAAGACAUACUCAGAGAACAGGUUCAGAGCUGAAGCUCUUAGGGACGAUGGAGGUCCUUUCAGAAAGGCCGAGGAGGCACCUAGUAGUAGGGAAUUGAGCAUGCCGGGAGGAGUGAAUGCUCAUUCUGGCACUCCAUGGAGGGCUCCAUCACAGGUAGAACGCUCAAAUACGGUCUUUCAUGAUUGGCAAGAGAUUCCCAGAGAUAUGAAGUCAGGGGCACCCCCUGCUAUGACGUGGUCACAGAGACAGAAGGAUCUAAAUAAUGACUGGGAAAGUAAUCUGGCCGAAUCUUACACCAGAAAUGACACAAAAUGGAAAACCAGUGAAGAUCCUAUUAUUAGAAGGCAGCUAUCUGGAGUUCUAGAUAGGGAACAGGAAGUAAGAAAACCUCAGCAGCCCUCACCGGAGGAACUCCAACUUUAUUAUAAAGAUCCUCAUGGUGUAAUUCAAGGCCCUUUUUCUGGGGAUGACAUUAUUGGCUGGUUUGAGGCCGGAUAUUUUGGCAUAGAUCUGCAAGUUCGUGUGGCAAAUGCACCAAAUGAUUCACCAUUUUCAUCACUUGGUGAUGUUAUGCCUCAUUUACGAGCUAAAGCUAGGCCACCUCCUGGAUUUAGUGCACCUAAAAAUGAAGUUAUGGAUACCUCAAGUAGGCCAAACUUUGGUAAUGUUGGGAAGAAUCAUUCUGGUUUAAGCGAGGCAGAUAUAGCAAGAAAUGAUCCAAGGCUUAAACAGAGUUCAAUAACAGAAGCUGAAAAUAGGUUUUUGGAGUCACUGAUGUCUGGGAAUAUGAGUGGUUCUACUCAUCAGAAGUUUCCUUUUUCCGAAGGUUUGCAAGGAUUUGUUGGAAAUAAUUCUCAUGGUAUGCCUCAUUCUGGAUUGGAAAACCUGUUGGCCAAGAGAAUGGCACUUGAUCGACAGCGGUCAAUACCUAAUCCGUAUCUUGAAAAUCCCCAUAACCAAAAUGCUGAGAUCAAAUCAGUCCUUCAAGGAUUAACUGAUAGGUCUGGCUUAAAUAAUAAUGCUGCUGGUUGGUCAAGUUUUUCUGGUCAAGGUGGGUCAGAUCCACUACAGAGUAAGAUAGAUAUGUAUCAUGAUCAAAGUUUUCCUACCCAAGCUCCUCUCGGAUUCCAACAACAGAGGUUGCAACCUCAAAAUCAACCAUCUUUUCCGAAUCUACUCGCUCAAGCUGUUGACAGUUCAUCUAGCAUUUCAACGCAAGAGAAAUUACUCUCUUCUGGCUUAUUGCAAGAUCCCCAACUGAUGAAUAUAUUGCAACAGCAGUACUUGUUGCAGUUACAUUCCCAGGCACCUGUUCCAGCACAGCAGAUGUCAUUAUUGGAUAAGUACAUGUUGAUUAAGCAGCAGCAACAGAAGCAGGAGGAGGAACUAUUACUUAGGCAACAACAGCAGCUCCUUUCCCAGGUUCUUGCGGAUCAUCAAUCCCGCCAAAAUUUUUCGGAGCCAUCUUUUGGACAGUUACAGGCUGCUGCGAUACCACAAGGGAAUGCAUCAAUAGAUCCGUCUCGGCUUCAGGCAUCACAAGAAAUGUUUCCAGUUGGUACAAAUGUGCCGGUUCCUAAUAUGCAAAAUGAGCUCACUACUAAGUUUAUGGGUCUACCUCCUCAAGGCACCCAAGAUAUUCGUCAUAAUGUAAGUGAUGGGGCCCCUUCUUUACCUCUACCACAAAAUAUUACUCAUCAGAGAAGUUGGGAUAAUACUCAUGAGGGACCGUUUAAUGAUGUCCAUCAAGAUUCAUUGCCAGUGUCAAAUAUUGCCGAGAGAUCACCCUUACUUGAGGGGACCCUUGUGCAGAAAUCCAUCCCAGAUUCUGACUUCAAUGCUGCCAAAACUGUGGAGCACACAUCAGAAAAGACUUCCAGAGAUGCGGCAACUGAGGUUGUUUCUGAGACAGUUGCAGAUUCUGCAUCUUUAAAGUCUUCUCGAAAUUUUAUUCCUAUGCCACCAGGAGCUUGUGAGGAAGAUAUGCCUGAGCAUGUCAAUGAUGGGAAAGCUCAAUUAGAUAGUCAGCUUGAAGAGCAGCUGGUUGAAAAGGAAAAAUGCAAUGAGCAGGCUCCUGCGGUGACUGAAGUAAAGAAUGCUGAAGUACGUGGGCAAAAAAAGACAUCGGAGAAAAAGUCCAAGAAGCAAAAAUCUUCCAAGGCACAGGCUACAAAUGACCAGGCAAAAGGAGUAUCAAAAUCUUCCUCUUCACAGCAAAUAGAGCAGUCUGAAACUGACCUCAAUUCAGGAAUUUCUCCUCAAAAGACAAGAGGUGACAGAGGCAGUAAAUCUGAAAUUGGUACUUCAGAGGCUGUGCAAUCCCAACAAGGUGGCGGGGAUGCUGAAUCUCUUCAAGUCAAGGUUGACUCUAAACCAGUUGAGCCUGUUGCAGUGCAGAAUACCCAAGUACAUGUUGGACAGAGAGGUUGGAAACCUGCUCCUGGUUUUAAGGCAAAAUCACUAUUAGAAAUUCAACAGGAAGAACAGAGGAAAGUGCAAACUGAAAUGGUAGUAUCUGAAGUCCCCAAUUCUGUCAAUUCGCAAAGUUUAUCAACUCCUUGGGCUGGCAUUGUGGCCAAUUCAGACGCAAAAAUAUUUAGAGAAAAUGAGAGAGAUGCAGAGACUAAAGAAUUAAAUGUUGGGAAACCUGGAACUUCAAAUCGUAAGAGCAAGAAGAGCCCAUUACAUGAUCUUUUGGCAGAGGAGGGUUUGUCCAAGGCUAGUGCAGUCAUUGAGGUUCCUAAUGGAAUUUUAAGUCAGCCGUCUCCACAAGUUAUUCCUCAUUCAGUACCUGUGGAUGAUGAUAACUUCAUUGAGGCUAAAGACACCAAAAGGAGUCGCAAAAAGUCGGCAAAAUCAAAGGGUUCUGCAACUAAGGUUUCAGGAGCAGUCACCCCAGUAGAAGUGCCUAUUAGUUCAAGCCCCACUGAGAAAGUCAAAGGCUCCCGUUCUGUACAACAGGAAAAGGAAGUACUACCCACAAUUCCAUCAGGGCCUUCGUUGGGAGAUUUUGUUCUUUGGAAGGGAGAAACAGCAAACGCUGCUCCUUCUCCAGCAUGGUCCACUGACUCUGGGAAGCUUAAUAAACGAACAUCUUUAAGAGAUAUCCAAAAGGAGCAAGGCAAGAGGGUUUCCUCUGCUCAGCACGUGAACCAGAUUACAACUCCUCAGAAAUCCCAGCCAACUCAAGCCACCCGCAAUGGUGCCCCUUCAUGGUCACUUUCAGGAUCAUCUCCAUCUAAGCCUGCUUCUCCAAUCCAGAUCAAUUCCCAUACUUCUCAGUCAAAUUAUAAAGGAGACGAUGACCUAUUCUGGGGCCCGAUUGACCAAUCAAAGCAAGAAACCAAACAGGCCGAUUUUCCUCAGUUGGCAAGCCAGGGUAGUAGGGGAAUGAAAAGUACUCCUGCGAAAGUAACUUCAGGUGGUUCAUUAAGCCGGCAGAAAUCCGCAAGUGGCAAAGGAACUGAGCGAUUACUUUCAUCUUCACUGGCCUCUGCUCAGUCCUCUCUGAAAGGAAAAAGAGAUGCCAUGACCAAGCAAUCAGAAGCAAUGGACUUCCGAGAUUGGUGCAAGAGUGAGUGCGCUAGGCUAAUUGGGACAAAAGAUACGAGUUUCCUUGAAUUUUGCUUGAAGCAAUCUAGAGCUGAGGCUGAGUUGCUUCUGAUAGAGAAUCUUGGGUCUUACGAUCCUGAACAUGAGUUCAUUGAAAAAUUUCUCAACUACAAGGAGUUGCUACCAGCGGAUGUCCUUGAAAUAGCUUUUCAAAGUCGGAAUGAUCAAAAGGCCGCCACUGGAUUCAGUGGUGCAGGUGUCAAUUCCUACGGUGCAGAUGUUGGGGAUGUUGAUCAAGAUGGUGGGUCCUCCAAAGGGGGUGGCAAGAAGAAGGGGAAGAAAGGGAAGAAGGUUAGCCCUGCCGUCUUGGGAUUUAACGUUGUUAGUAACCGGAUCAUGAUGGGUGAGAUCCAGUCAGUCGAAGACUAGGAAGUUUUAAGAGGCAGUUGUAAAUAGUUUUUGGCUUUGGACCUGUAAAUGCUAUUUACAUUUCCCAUUUAGAAUUUUGCGUUCCUUCUGUAAUGCCACAGCAGCAGUGCUAAUUUUUCUGCUCGAGCGAUUUUGUGUAAUCUUCCAGUGGUGAGAGACUAAGAGUACUGUUAUCAAUCCUACCGGAAGUUUAAUCUUCGAUCAGGCACCACACCGGUGCCCUUUGAUAA
Molecule: messenger RNA, 5653 nt
Organism: Rosa chinensis
Lineage: Eukaryota; Viridiplantae; Streptophyta; Magnoliopsida; Rosales; Rosaceae
Product: protein ESSENTIAL FOR POTEXVIRUS ACCUMULATION 1
Exons: 10
Coding region: 102-5423 (1773 amino acids)
Molecular function (GO): protein binding
Source: RefSeq, a predicted model, not a curated record